Aspergillus heteromorphus CBS 117.55 is the source of this 2787-nucleotide messenger RNA. RefSeq names its product RNA exonuclease. Lineage: Eukaryota; Fungi; Ascomycota; Eurotiomycetes; Eurotiales; Aspergillaceae. Gene Ontology annotation, cellular component: nucleus. The coding region runs from base 323 to 2515 and encodes 730 amino acids. The transcript has a single exon. The record is from RefSeq and is a predicted model, not a curated record. Gene Ontology annotation, molecular function: nucleic acid binding; exonuclease activity.
GUCUGUGUGCAUGAGAUGGCCCUGCAUAAUACCAUACCUAAUGUACAGUACGCCGAGUAGGUAAGGCACGUACAGUAGGUAUGGUCAUUAGAUACACGCUAUCAUCACGUGCCGUAAAAGUCGACGGGUCUGGUUCUUCCUGCGCAACCUCCGUCACUCUACAAUUCGCGACAAUCUUCCACCUUUGUUUGGACAACUCGUACGCGCGUGAGCUGGAGCUGUGAUACUGGAAGAGCACCGAACGCAUCUGGUAGGUUCUUCUGCAGCUUCCACGCCCUCGGUUCCCCGACCAUUGUCCUUUCUGCUCGUCAGCGCCACAGAGAUGGCAGGAACUAAGAAGCGGAAGCGUACAGACGCCUGUUCGGACGACGAUGACCCAGUCAACAAUAGCUCGGAUGCAGGCAAUGGCUUCGGUCUAGCUCAGACGUUGUCUCGCCUCCAAUACCCGGAUCCAGCGGCCAACAGCGACUCUAUUGCUUCGUCGGAAGAGUGCCGGAAGGCACAAGAUGAUACGCCGAUACAAAGAGCUUCGAAGAAGAAGCGCGUGGACGGUGAAAAGACGAAGUACCCGGUCCUCACAUACGUCGAAGGUCGACUGCAAUCAAGCAUUCGCAUCUCGGAUAUCCAAAACCUGCUACUAUACUGCUUCGCGGAUGGCAUUGCACCUCAGUGGAUCUCGAUAAAGCACUCCGGUCAUGUCCGGAAGAUUGUCGUGGUCAUGGUCCCUGGUCUGGAACUGGGUAUGCUUGAUGGCUCGCUUCCUCUGGAUGCAGAUGCAGUCGAUGAUGAGAUGGAACAAGAAACCCCAGAAAAUGCAGAGAAGGUCACGGAGGAAGAUGCGAAAGCGGCAGAUUUCGCUCGUUGGAAACAGGGCCUGCCACUUGAGGAUCGAUCCCAGAAGUUCAGCCCUCGUCCCCUCUCGCGCGAUAACCUUCCAGAACCCCUGCAGCCUUUAGCAGACAUGUUCCCUCACGCUUGGCCUGUCAAAGCCCCCGGCGACUCCAAAUACAACAAGGUCCACUCUCCGCUUCAGGCAUUAUUGCUCUCUGCGCUUCCCAAAACCAAGGACAGCAACGCAAAGGGAGUGAAGCCGGCAAAGGUGGGCAAGAAUUUCGUUUUCGAACGUACCCCGAUCACUACUUUCCUUAGCACCCUGCAAGAUCUUCGGGAAAAUGACUAUACUAUCCACCCAGCUCUUGUGGCAGAAGAUGAAAAGGCGACUCUGGCGGAGAACCGCAAGCGGGCCGGCCAGUCCACCGAAGACGGGUGGGUCGACACCCAUGUUGAGUCCUUGGAAGCUGGCCAAGUCCCGGAGUCUGAAAUCCAACAAGGAAGCAUGACCGCUGGCCGGGAUGUGUUAGCGUUGGACUGUGAGAUGUGCAUCACAGAAGGCGGCCAAUCCGAGCUCACUCGCAUCAGUAUGGUGCGUUGGGACGGUGAGGUUGUACUCGACGAGUUGGUGAAACCUAAACGACCCAUCAUCGACUAUCUCACUCGAUUCUCCGGUAUCACCAAGGAAAAGCUAGACCCUGUCACCACCACUCUCGCCGACAUUCAGCAGAAACUCCUCACCAUCCUUACCCCCCGUACAAUCAUCGUCGGACACUCCCUCAACUCAGACUUCAGUGCUUUGAGACUUGCCCACCCGUUCAUUGUUGACACCACCUUCCUUUACCCCCAUCCCCGCGGCCCCCCGCUCAAAUGCAGUUUGAGGUGGCUUACCCAAAAGUACCUCGGCAAGGAAAUCCAGAAGGGCCAGACCGGCCACGAUUCGAUCGAGGAUGCUCGCGCGGUGCUUGAUCUGGUGAAACAGAAGUGCGAGAAGGGCGAAAGAUGGGGCACCAGCGACUCUUCAAACGAGAGCAUCUUCAAGCGCCUGGCACGUUCCACACGACCCGGAAAGUCCCCAGCAGAGCAAGGCCGCACGGGAGCCAUCGUCGACUGGGGAAAUUCCGAGCGCGGAUUCGGAUCGCAGGCGACCGUCGCAGUCGGGUGCAGCAACGACAACGACGUCGUCAACGGCAUCUCCUCCGUCGUCAACGGCGACACAAACAACACCUCUAUCCCCGGCGGUGGCGUGGACUUCACCUGGGCGCGGCUACGGGAGCUCGAAGUCUUCCGGGGCUGGUGCAACCGCAUGCCCGGCCCCAACAACGCCAACGACUCGACCACGCUGAUUCCCCCGCCCGAGGAAACCACCCCGACGUCUGGGCCCGCGCCUUCCACCAAGGAAGCCACGCGCAGUCUGUCCGAUCACGUCUCCCGCACCGUCUCCAACAUCCAGAGGAUCUACGACUCCCUGCCCCCCUGCUCGCUGUUCGUGGUCUACACCGGCACCGGCGAUCCGCGCGAAGUCAGUCGCCUGCAAGCAAUGCACAAGACCUUCCGCGAGGAAUUCAACUCCCGCAAGCCCUGGAAUGACCUCACCUACAAGUGGACGGACACCGAGGAACAAGCGCUGAAGAAGGCCUGCGAGAGAGCCAGGGAGGGUUGUGGGUUUAUGUGUGUAAAGUAAUUACUACUGCCUACUAUCACAUUUUACAUAGAACGACUUUUUGGUAACCAGCCAUUUUUACUAUUGCAGACCCAGCUCCAGCUCGUGGUCCCGUGGCUUCAUUGGCAAGCUUUUCACCGGUGUCUUGAGAGCUUUCUCUAGGAUUUGGUAAUCCCAACAUCAGUCUACAUCAGUCUACUUCUAUUUCUACUACUACUACUACUACUACCGAGACCUUAUUUACGAUGAGAUGAGAUAGAACUAUGGGAAUGGAUGAGAAACCACUCGAAUUG